AAUUUUUUCAGGGUAUGAUGUGCGUGACAUGAAUGAAUACAAAAGAGACCAAAACUAGUCUUCUCCACAUUGAGGGAGAAAGAAAGGUAGAGGAAAAUAACUGCGGCGGCGAUACGAUAGAUCGGCAGAAUACAAGUGUGUUUCUCUGUUUUGUUUAAUUAUCAACUACUCCAUUAAUCUGUAGUUGUAGUUUGCAGCGUCAUGAACUCAAGAUUUCGGUUGCGAGUCUCCACUCUUUUCAUUUAUCACUACUCCUCAAUUCGCACCAUUUCCAACUCCGGCAAAAUCCUUGUUUCUCCGAUACCAUGCUUCAGCACUUCAACAAAGGAUCACAAACCGCAAACCACCUCCAUUGAUGAUCAAGCUCUCAAAAUCCAGACCCUUCUCAAGUCCCAUUUCCACGAGCCCGCAGAAUCGAUCGAGCGCCGCCUCGAGCAAUGCAACCCCUCGCUCUCGCACGAAUUGGCCCUCAACGUCCUCAAACGCCACCGUUCUGACUGGAAAUCCGCCCACACCUUCUUCCGCUGGCUUUCCGGACCCGAAAAUUCAUCAGGGUACGCUCCAGAAACCUCCGUCUACAACGAGAUCCUCGACACCCUCGGCCGAAAUCACCGGUUCGACGAACUCCGCCAACUGCUCGACGAAUUGCCCAGGAGAGAAAAACCAAUGAUCGAGCGGACGUACGCAAUCGUGGUCCGCAGAUUAGCCGCCGCUCACAAAGUGGAUGAAGCGAUCCAGUUCUUCGACAGGAUGGAAGAAGGUUUGGGCCUCCGGCGUGAUUUGGCUGCGUUUCAGACGCUGCUGCUGGCGCUUUGCCGGUACAAGCAUGUGGAGAUGGCGGAAUUAGUGUUCCGCAAUAGAAAGAGUGAGUUUAAUGUCGAUAUCAAGACGUGGAACAUCGUGUUAAACGGUUGGUGCUUGCUGCGGAGCUUGCCCGACGCCAAGAGGUUUUGGAGGGACAUUCUUGCGUCGGAGUGCAAGCCGGAUAGAUACAGCUAUGGCAUUUUCAUCAAUUCGUUGUGCAAAUGCGGGAAGGCAAGGAGGGCGUUGGAGUUGCUGAGGGCAAUGUGGGAGGAAGGCUGCAGCCCCGACGCAGCCAUAUGCAACACUGUUAUUGAGGGGCUGUGUUUCAAGAAGAAGAUCCCAGAGGCUCUUGAGGUUUUCAGAGAGAUGAGAGAGAAAGGGUGCUCGCCCGAUGCUGCAACGUAUAACUCGCUGAUCAAGCAUCUCUGCAAGAUUCAGAGGAUGGAGGCGGUUGAGGAGCUGCUCAAGGAGAUGGAGGAGAAUGGCGGGUUUGAGGCGAAUGCUUUGACGUAUGGUUGCUUGGUGAGGGCUGCCAAGAGUGUGGAGCAAGUUGAUGGGAUUUUGGAGAGGAUGAAGGAGAGAGGGUGUGAGGUUGGAGGGGACUUGUACAACUUGGUUUUGAGGUUGUUUGUGAAAUGGGGGGAUGAGGAGAGGGUGAGGUGUGUUUGGGGUGAGAUGGAGAGGAGGGGAGUGGGGCCCGAUCGAAGGUCGUACACGAUCGUCGUGCACGGGCUUUGUGAGAUGGGGAGGGUAGGGGCUGCGUUGGAGUAUUUUGCGGAGAUGGAGUGCAAGGGUAUGUCGCCGGAGCCUCGGACUAAGGUGUUGGUGGAGGAGAUGAGAUGUAAGUUGAAUCAAGGAGAGAUGGGAUUGAGAAAGGGGGAUACUUCACUGAAACUUUCCCCUAAACGACUCAACAAAAAUUGUUAGAUUAUGUCUGUGUGUGUGUGUGCGCGCUUGAUUUUUUUUUUCUUUUUCUUCCGAAGAAGAUGAAAUAGUGUGCCCUUGGAGAGAAUGAGUGAGUUAUCAGUGAUCCUGUGAAUUUGUGAAGAGGUGUUCGGAGAAAAUAAAUGUCGAGAAGAGAUUAAAUUUGAUCAAGGAAAAUGAAAAUUUGUUUAA
Messenger RNA from Salvia miltiorrhiza (redroot sage), 1920 nucleotides. RefSeq names its product putative pentatricopeptide repeat-containing protein At3g15200. The transcript has a single exon. The record is from RefSeq and is a predicted model, not a curated record. The coding region runs from base 202 to 1731 and encodes 509 amino acids. NCBI's taxonomy places the organism in Eukaryota, Viridiplantae, Streptophyta, Magnoliopsida, Lamiales, Lamiaceae. Gene Ontology annotation, molecular function: protein binding.